CAGGAAGUGCUUUCAGGAAGUAGUUUGCCGAUGCUGGCAACGUUGAGUGACAACCCACACGGCAACUCGCCGAGCAGAUAAUCAAGAUGGCAGGUCUGUCUUUAUAUUUUGAAGAUGGUCACGACGAUCUGGAUGACUUUGGGUUCGAUGACUAUGGAUCAGAGUGCGAUGGUAUCCGAAUCACAGCGUUCCUGGACGCAGGGCAGGACAACCUAACUCCUCUAGGCAGGCUAGAGAAAUAUGCCUUCAGUGAGAAUGUCUUCAACAGGCAGAUUGUGGCGCGCGGGCUGCUUGACGUGCUUCGAGAGUUCAGUGACAAUGAGAAUGACUUUAUCAGUGUCAUGGAAACAGUUGCCAGAAUGUCAGAAGAUGGAGAACCCACAGUGCGUGCAGAGCUCAUGGAGCAGGUCCCAAACAUCGCCAUGUUCCUACACGAGAAUCGGCCCAACUUCCCCGCAGCCUUCUCCAGAUACCUGGUGCCCAUCGUCGUGCGCUACCUCACAGACCCCAACAACCAGGUGCGUAAGACCAGCCAAGCAGCACUGCUGGUCCUGCUGGAGCAGGGUCUGAUCUGCAAGGCCGACAUGGAGACCAAAGUGUGUCCAGUCCUCCUGGACCUCACAGAGCCCAGCAGUGAUGAUGACUACAAGAUAGAAGCUGUGGCGAUCAUGUGCAAGCUGGUGACAAUGUUGAGUAAAGACACUGUGGAGCACCUGCUCCUGCUGCGUUUCUGUGAGCUGUGCAGUGACGCCAGGCUCUUCCAAGUCCGCAAGGUGUGUGCAGCUAAUUUCGGCGAGUUCUGUUCCAUCGUGGGCCAGGAUGCCACAGAGAAACUACUGAUGUCCAAGUUCUUCGACCUGUGCUCGGACAGCCUGUGGGGCAUCAGGAAAGCCUGCGCCGAGUGCUUCAUGAUCGUGUCCAACUCCACCUCCCCGGAGGUGCGACGCACUAAACUGUCCCCUCUCUUCAUCAGCCUCAUCAGUGACCAGUCCCGCUGGGUGCGUCAGGCAGCCUUCCAGUCUCUGGGCCGCUUCAUCUCCACCUUCGCCAACCCCUCCAGCACAGGCCUCCUCUUCAGAGAGGACGGCACCCUGCUGGAGAUGCCCAGGUGUUUUUCUGACAGUGAGUCACCCUUGUGUAUCCAGUCCUCCAUGAGCUGCUCUGAGUCUGGAGGCUGUCUGGCGGGCAGGACCGGCCGUCACACCCCAGCCAACCAGGACGGGCGGGCCACCCCCGCCCCUGAGCUUCUCUCCAGGGGGGACCAUGGAGCCAUGGAUCCCCCGGGCCCCGGCACCCCUUCCUCCAGCUGUGGAGACGGACAUGGACCCCACACACACAACCACAGCCACAAGCCCGUAUCAGUCACGGAAAACAGCAAAGAGUCGGAUCAGACGGACGAGAACUUUAACUCUUUCCACUACUGGAGACCUCCUUUACCGGACAUCAGCGGAGAUCUGGAGAUGCUGCAGGGGCCCAUGGUCCAGGAAGAGGGGGAGGAAAAGGAGGAGAGGAAGGAGGUAGAUGUGGGAGAGGUGGGGCUGGAGGAUGGGGAGGUGGAGGAGGCAGAGGAGGAGUACCGGGGGCUAGAUUCCAGCCAGGGACCGGCCACCAGCUCCCAGAUUCAGAAGGUUCUGGACUGUCUCCAGCCUCACAUGGAUGACCCGGACGUACAGGCUCAAGUCUCUGUGCUGUCAGCCGCCCUAAAGGCAGCCCAGCUGGAGAGCCAAUCAGAAAGUCAGCCUGACAGCCAAUCCGAUAGUCAGGCUGAAAGCCAGUCCGAAAGUCAGUCCGAAAGUCCAGCAGCCAACCAAACGGAGGAAAGCGAAGCUCCGGAGGCCCAAUCGGAGAACGGCGAGAGCAGCCCAGUGGAGGAGCAGGUGUCAGACCCGGCUCCGAGGCUGGAAGCGGAGCCCAGCCCCACCCAGGAGCAGGCCGAGACCCAGACAGAAGCAGAAGCAGACGCCCAGGAGAACCAGGAGAACCAGGAGAACCAGGACUCUCCUUCAGACUCCCCCGUCCUGGUACGGGAUGACUCUGACCACAGCAGUGUGGAUUCUGAGCUGAUCGAGAGCGUGGAGGAGGAGAGGAAGGAUGGCUCUUCUUCAGGUCAGGUGUAUGAGGAAAAACCCAAGGUUCAGAACGUGAUCCCCCAGCAGCUGCUGGACCAGUACCUGUCCAUGACGGACCCGGCCCGGGCCCAGACGGUGGACACGGAGAUAGCCAAGCACUGUGCCUUCAGCCUGCCCGGGGUGGCCCUGACGCUGGGCCGGCAGAACUGGCACUGCCUGAAGGAAACCUACGAGACGCUGGCCACGGAUGUCCAGUGGAAGGUGAGAAGGACCCUGGCCUUCUCCAUCCAUGAGCUGGCGGUGAUCCUGGGAGACCAGCUCACGGCUGCAGACCUGGUGCCCAUCUUCAACGGCUUCCUCAAGGACCUGGACGAGGUCCGCAUCGGGGUCCUCAAACACCUCUACGACUUCCUCAAGCUUCUCCACGCAGACAAGCGGAGGGAGUAUCUGUACCAGCUUCAAGAGUUCAUGGUCACAGACAACAGCCGCAACUGGAGGUUCAGAUACGAGCUGGCAGAGCAGUUGAUCCUGAUCAUCGAGUUGUACAGCCACUAUGAUGUGUAUGACUACCUCAGACAGAUAGCCCUUACCCUCUGUUCAGACAAGGUGUCUGAGGUCCGGUGGAUCUCCUACAAGCUGGUGGUUGAGAUCCUUCAGAAGCUGUACGCGUGUGGAGCCCAUGACCUGGGCUUGAACUUCAUUAACGAGCUCAUCGUCCGGUUCUGCCACUGUCCCAAGUGGGUGGGCCGACAAGCCUUUGCCUUCAUCUGCCAGGCCAUCGUGGAGGAGGACUGCAUGCCCAUGGAGCAGUUUGCCCAGCACCUUCUCCCCAGCCUGCUCAGCCUCUCCUCCGACCCUGUGGCCAACGUGCGCGUGCUGGUGGCCAAGGCCCUGCGGCAGAGCGUCAUGGAGAAAGCGUACUUCAAGGAGCCUGGCAGUGCCUACUCUGAUGAGCUGGAGGAGACUGUGAUGGCGCUGCAGGCUGACAAGGACCAGGACGUCCGUUUCUUCGCUAGCCUCGACCCCAACAGAGCCCUGCUGGACACGGCUGCCUUAAUCUAGCCUCUCACAGCCCAGCCCCUGGUGCCCCCCACCUGCCUGUCUACCUACCUGUCUGUGUGUCUGUCUGACACAGUCAGCAACUUACCAGCACCAGAUCAGACCACUCGCCAGCAGAACAGACCUGCGCCAAGGCACUGAUGACCACUCACACCUGCGCGUGCACACACAAACACACACACACACACACACAUGCUUAACAAUAGUGUGUGUGUGCUCAGAAAGACACCUUCACUUUCACACACACUAGAACAAGCACUCUUCUCUCCGGGGGAGGCGUGCCCACCCCCUUCCCCACCUCCAGAGAGGAUUGAGCAGGGCUCGGGUGAGCUGGAUCUCCCAUAGGAUGCACCACCAGCCCCUCAGCCCUCCAGGACUGUCCCUCUCCCUCUUACCAGCACCCUCACACGGACUCCACCAGCAGACUGGAGGACAGCACAGCCAGCUCACUCUACUCUGCUCUCUCCAAAGCUAAUUGUGAUUGUUUUUAUUUUAUUAUUAUUACUACUUCCUCCUUUUUGUAUUUAACCAACCAACAAGCCGCCAGGCAGGCAGGAAGGCCUCGACAGGCUCUCUGCCUUCCACGGCCACUAACUCAGGGGGACUGAUGGAAACAGACAGCAUUAGCAACAACCAGCGCUGCUGACUCAGCACGGGAAGUUAAACUGGUAAAACUCCAACCAGCCACAAAGCACCCCCACCCCCCACCUGUCCUCUCCGUGGUACUGAAUUGUCCAUGUGUGUCUCGCUCUUUCUGUAUCACCCCCCCCCCCCCCCCCCCCCCCCCCCCCCCCCCGACUCUCCCAUGCAGUCUGCCUCCUCUCUCCUCUAAUGUCUUCACGGGCCUCUGAAACCACUACUGCGCAGCGGGGGACAGCUCCAGCUGCUCCCAGUAGACCUCUGGUGGUAGAACCUGCUCAGAUACUUCUAAAAGGAACGUGUCUGAAUCAACUGUUUGAUCUCGUUUCUCAGUGCGUUUGUGCGCACUCAUGCACAUGCGUUUGUUUACCAAUAAUGUGACAAGUCUCCCGUUCUGUUGGAGACAAAUGAAAUACCUCUGUUGAGACGAGGCUCUGUCUGGUGUGGAGGGUGGUGGGGGGGGGGGGGGGGGGGGGGUGAGGAGGACAUUCAUCUGUGACACUGACGGGGGAGGGGGUCUUAUUGUUGAUAAAGGGCUUCAGGUGAAGUGACCAAGGUGUAAUGUAAACCAUGAGGCAAGUGCAGGAUCAAGACUACAUGGAACAGGCAUGUUUCAUUGCAGUUAAAACUCACCUUCCCUUCUGCCACACAGUUCAACCAAUUCCUCGUUUGGUUGACAUCCUGGUAUUUAUUAUGUGGCGUUAGUAGCUCGGUUGGUCUGACUACCCACAAUUGUACAGUAGCCUAUAGGAAUGAAUGAGUGAGUACUGGCGAUGUAGCAAGGGUCCCAGUCUGAGAGGCUGCAUAUGUACCAAGUUUUAAUAUGUACCAGGUAUCAUAAGAUUAGCAACUGUUCAAGCAUUGUACAGCAUAACCUGUGGAAACGAUGUGUGUUUGUGAAACCAAGGCCAGUGUAAGGGUUGACGUUCCCCUAUUGACAUAAGUGAAUAUAACGGGAGCAGUCACCAAGUCACUUUUGUAGUCUUUUUAAAAAAAAUAUAUAAAAAAACUUUUCUCCAGUGUAUAAAUGGCAACUCUUUGUUAAACCAUAAACAGGACAGGAGAACUGAUUGUGGUGUAUGGUGUGCAUCUCAACUCUGUUCCUCAGUAUAAAGGAGAGGUCGUUGUGGUUUGGCAGUAGCUACUCAUCUCAUCUCGGUCUGAAAUUCGUGCCCAUCUUGUUUUUGUUUUUUUUUGUGGUAGAACUGUUAAUAUAUGCAUUUUAUGAAAUUUAUUUUUCUUUUCAAUUAUGCACCAUUGUUCAGAGAUUUUAUAUCCUAACUUUGCAGAAUUUGAGACCUUUGUAAUAUUCAAUGGUUUCUUUUAAAAUACAUUUUAUGUAAUGUUAUUUUUAGAAUUCUGUAAUUAAAAUUAUUAAAUCCGAAAA
Hypomesus transpacificus is the source of this 5154-nucleotide messenger RNA. RefSeq names its product protein phosphatase 4, regulatory subunit 1-like (gene ppp4r1l). NCBI's taxonomy places the organism in Eukaryota, Metazoa, Chordata, Actinopteri, Osmeriformes, Osmeridae. The record is from RefSeq and is a predicted model, not a curated record. Gene Ontology annotation, biological process: protein dephosphorylation. The transcript is spliced from 20 exons. The coding region runs from base 87 to 3131 and encodes 1014 amino acids. Gene Ontology annotation, molecular function: protein phosphatase regulator activity; protein binding.